AUGUUUCGAGUUGCGCCACGCCUCCUCGCCGCCUACACGGCAGCCGACAUCCAGGCAAAGCUGGAGUCGAGCGAGGCCCUGAAGCCCGUCCAGUCCAUCCGUGUCGUCGAUGUCAGCGCCGGCUGCGGCAGCUUCUUCAACAUUGACAUCGUAUCGCCGGUCUUCCAGGGCAAGUCGCUCAUCCAACAGCAUCGUCUAGUCAACGGCGUCUUGAAGGAGGAAAUAAGCGCCAUCCACGGCUUCACACUCAACACCAAGAGCCAGUAA
Molecule: messenger RNA, 267 nt
Organism: Leishmania mexicana MHOM/GT/2001/U1103
Lineage: Eukaryota; Euglenozoa; Kinetoplastea; Trypanosomatida; Trypanosomatidae
Exons: 1
Coding region: 1-267 (88 amino acids)
Source: RefSeq, a predicted model, not a curated record